GAGGGGUUCGCCGUACUUGACCGUUAGUAUGGAGAUGGAAGAAUCAGGCAUAAAUUGGUGACUUCUCUCUUCUCUAGUAACUCAAGUUUCGUAAAUAUUGUUGAGUUUAUUUUGUAAAAAGUUCAGCAGAGAUGGCUACGUUUACUCGCAUUGCUGACGAUGAGCGCCCCUCCAUCUCGGUAGAUCCCAGUGCCAUCAUCUCCAAGAUCGAGGAUAACAUCUAUGGAGGUUUCACAGAGCACAUGGGUCGCUGCAUCUACGGCGGCAUCUACGACCCCGGAAAUCCCCUGUCCGAUGAGAAUGGUUUCCGAAAGGAUGUCAUUGAGGCCUUCAAGGAGCUCAACUGCCCUGUUGUGAGAUAUCCAGGCGGUAACUUUGUUGCUACGUAUCAUUGGCUUGACGGUGUUGGUCCCAGGGAGAAGAGACCUGCUAGACCUGAACUUGCGUGGAUCGGUACAGAGACGAAUGAGUUUGGCACAGAUGAGUUUCUCAAGUGGUGUGAGGUUGUAGGCACUGAGCCUUACUUUGCUCUCAACUUUGGAACUGGUACUCUUGAUGAAGCCCUCGCAUGGGUCGAGUACUGCAACUCCGACAGACCAACAUACUACGCCAACCUCCGCCGUCAAAACGGCCGCGAGAAACCCUAUAACGUCAAAUACUGGGCCCUCGGAAACGAAAUGUACGGACCCUGGCAAGUCGGCCAAAUGACAAAGGAAGACUACGCCAAGAAAGCCUACCAAUGGGCCAAAGCCAUCAAGCUCCUCGAUCCCAACGUCGAGCUCAUUCUCUGCGGCGAAACAGGCCACAGCUCUUGGGACGCGUAUGUCAUCAAGGAGUGUAUCAAGUUUGACAUUCACGGCUUGGGCGGAAGUACGACUGCCAGUCUUAUUGAUCAGCACAGUAUUCACAUUUACACUGCUAGUGAGGAUCACUACAAGAACGCUACUGCCCCCCGUUCUGCUGAGCGUGCCAUCGAGAUCACAGCCGGUCUCAUCGACCUCGCUCGCAUCGAGAACAAAGUGCCCCCCAGCGUCCGCCGUCAAAAGAUCUGCUUCGACGAGUGGAACGUAUGGGAUCCCGUCCGCGCCCCCGGCGAAGAAGGCGCCGAAGAGAAAUACAACCUCUCCGAUGCCCUCGCCGUAGCAAUCUGGCUCAACGUCUUUGUCCGCCAAUCCAAGCACAUGGGCAUGGCCAACAUCGCUCAAAGCGUAAACGUUAUCUCUCCCCUUAUGACCACAAAGGACGGUCUUCUCAAGCAACCAACAUGGUGGUCUUUACUGCUGUACAGCAAGUACAUGCGCGGAUCUACCAUCGCUGUUAAUGUUCGCGCUGGUGAAUACCAGGGCCCUACGCAUCCGGAGUGGAUUCGCGGUGCCAUUGAGACGCCGUGGUUGGAUGUUAGUGCUGCGCUUGAUAAGGAUGGUGUUGUCAACCUUGCUGUUGUGAAUAUCCAUGAGGAGAAGGACUUUGAGACGGAGCUAAGGGGCUUGACGGGUGGUAAGGAGGUUGAGGUUCAUACUGUCAGUGGAAAGGACGUCAAGGUUGUCAACACUGCUGAGAAGGAGGAGGUUGGUAUCAAGGAGUCCAAGUGGAAUGGCGAGGGCUUGUUCACGUUCCCCAAGCACUCGUUUACUCUGCUGCGCUGGAAGCUGUAGACCUGGAUAGAUCAAACGACUUGGUUAUAGAACAAUAGAAAUGGAAAUAUCUGAUCAAGGUUCAACAUUCUCCUGAUUCAUUACUCGUUUCUGGUUCUGUCCCUUGCCAUAUACCAGCUAUCAAUCCAACCUGUGCUUGAAACCCAGUAACCCGUUACUCCAUCAUCCCAAGAAAACGCUCAUAAACCUCCUAUCCCGCAAGUAAUUCAUCAGCAAACUCCCCAACCCUCUCCCCCAACUGAUCCAAAACCCCUUCCUCCACCCAAAAAUGUCCCGCUGUCUCAAUCUCCGUCCCUUUAAACUGCGACCCCAUCUUCCCUUCCAUCUUCGCCUUCCAACUUCUAAACUUCCCCACAGGUGCAAACCCAUCCUCAUCUCCAAAGAUCACAAGUGACGGAUUUCGCACCAGUUUUUCUUCAGCCGCUACAUCCUGCGGAUCUUUGUUCUUUACCAAUGCCGAAGGGAGUAGCGACAUGGUCGCCAGAUGUGUGACCACGCCUUGGGGAGGUGAGAUCAUGAGGUAAGCAGGUCGCGGCAUGGUGAGAUCCGUAAUACGAGGGAGAUGCUCUCCCGGCUCAGGCGGUACGACAGCCGUAGGUGGGUUCUGCGAAACGUUUCUCGAAUGUCUUCCAGCUCUCGCCUUGGCGAUAAAAUCGUGAACACCCUUUCUAAACCUCUCAUCAUCCAGCGAAAAACUCCUCCUUGCACUAGAAUGACUUCGUCGUGGGCUCCCGCCCUCAUCGCCCCCAAUUCUUACACCACGCUUACUCCUCCCCCGCGCUGACCCCUCCAUCAUUGCGGCACGGGCACUCGCAAGCACAAUAUUCUGCUGCUCAGCAAGAUGCGCAGCUCGAAGUCGAACUUCUGCGGCGUCGGAGCCUGCGAUGGGUGAUAUGAACGGUUGGAGAAUUGCGUCGAGGGGUGGUAUUUGCGUUACGAUCAUCCCGCCGUAGGAGUAACCCCCCAUGAGCAAGAUGGGCCGUGGUCGAGGCGCUGAAGUGACAGCUGCGUCUAGACUAAUCGGUGCUUCUAACCUUGUCGGUGUCGAGGGUUCGCUGUGGAGGGUAUUAUCGAUAUGCGGUCGGAAGGGAUCGAGGUCGUGAACGUAGUGUAGAACAAAAGCGACAACGGUGGCAUAAUCGUCUCGUUCGGGUUUCGCAGUCCAUGAAGUCCGUCCCGCAGAUCCAUGUGCACCUCUACACAAUCAGCUCAAGUCCCCCAUCCCUAUAAAUCACCUACCGAAAGUUAAAGGUCCCUACCAAGAACCCCUUUCGUAGUAACUGCGCAGCUGCCCCUCCAACCACAGGAUCAUCAUAGCAUCCUCCCAUGGGCGCAUAAGGAUGAGCCACGACAGCGGCAUGUUUCAGCCAUGUUGGAGCUUUUGGGUUCGCAGACAGCGAGAGCGGGUGGUAGAUUCGGCAGUCGAGGGUUAGACCGUCGUGGAUACUGGGGAGGGUUAGUGUGAGUGUUGGUUCUGGAAGCAUUUUGGUCGUGUCAUGACAUGGUGAGAGGGUUCAAUUGGGUUUGGAGAAGCAAGAACUGGGAAAGAUUGGGAUGACAUGGGAUUGUG
This is a messenger RNA of Fusarium odoratissimum NRRL 54006, 3225 nucleotides long. RefSeq names its product alpha-N-arabinofuranosidase C. The record is from RefSeq and is a predicted model, not a curated record. The transcript is spliced from 7 exons. Gene Ontology annotation, biological process: polysaccharide catabolic process; L-arabinose metabolic process. Gene Ontology annotation, molecular function: alpha-L-arabinofuranosidase activity. Bases 132 to 1655 code for a protein of 507 amino acids. NCBI's taxonomy places the organism in Eukaryota, Fungi, Ascomycota, Sordariomycetes, Hypocreales, Nectriaceae.